Messenger RNA from Xyrauchen texanus (razorback sucker), 1055 nucleotides. Its product is annotated as trace amine-associated receptor 13c-like. Gene Ontology annotation, molecular function: trace-amine receptor activity. The transcript has a single exon. Gene Ontology annotation, cellular component: membrane. NCBI's taxonomy places the organism in Eukaryota, Metazoa, Chordata, Actinopteri, Cypriniformes, Catostomidae. The record is from RefSeq and is a predicted model, not a curated record. Bases 6 to 1055 code for a protein of 349 amino acids. Gene Ontology annotation, biological process: G protein-coupled receptor signaling pathway.
CAAGAAUGAGAGCAGAACAAACUCCUAAAGAAGGAGACUUACACAUGGCCUAUGAGACGGAGGAUCAGGAGACUCAAUACUGCUUUCCUGCCAUUAACUCAUCAUGUAUCAAGGGAAAACGCUCCAUACAUGAAUAUAAUUUUAUGUACAUGUUUUUGUCAUUGCUGUCAGCAUGGACUGUGUUUCUGAACCUGCUGGUGAUCAUCUCCAUCUCUCACUUCAAGAAGCUCCACACUCCAACCAACAUGCUCAUUCUCUCUCUGGCUGUGGCCGACCUGCUUGUUGGACUUAUUGUGAUACCGAUAGAGGGAAUCAAACUAAUUGAGACAUGUUGGUUCUUUGGAGACACUUACUGUGGACUGUUUGUAACAAUUAGUGGGCUGCUUCUCUCAGCAUCUCUUGUUCAUUUAAUUUUAAUUGCUGUUGAUCGUUAUGUGGCUGUGUGUUACCCUUUACUGUACCCUCAGAAAAUAACCAUUACUAAAACUUUAAUGAGUAUCUGUAUCUGCUGGUUUUCCUGUUUAGUUUACAAUUUUGCCAUUGUCUUUAAUAACAGAUAUUUUGAUACCUCACACAGAACAGUGUGUUACGGCAAGUGUAUUGUCAUGUUCAGUCCUGCUUGGAGUUUGACUGAUUUGACCUUGUCCUUCAUAUUUCCUUGUAUUGUGAUCAUCACUUUAUAUUUGAGGAUAUUCUAUGUUGUGCACAGGCAAGUAAAAGCUAUAAACUCUCUGGUGAAGGGUAGAAAAAAGGUUUUGGAAAGUUCAGCAAGGAGGAAAUCUGAGAGCAAAGCUGCUUUAACAUUAGGAAAUGUUGUAACAGUGUAUCUGCUUUGCUGGAUUCCAUACUAUAUAUUGUCUGUAACAGAACAAACUGUAAUCUCUUCCACUACAAUAACAAUUCUAACAUGGGCCUUGUAUAUUAACUCUGGUCUGAACCCCCUUAUCUAUGCUUUAUUUUACAGCUGGUUUAAAUUGUCAAUUAAACACAUCUUAACUCUUAAAAUAUUACAGUCAGCAUCUUCUCUGCUGGAUAUUUUUGCAGAUCAUUCAUGA